UUUCCAUCACCGCCAAAAGCAAGUUCCUUUUAUGUGACUUUGCUUCCUUCCUUCUCUCCUUCCAUUCUGCCAUGGACCUCGAAGUAGACUGAAAAGGCCACCACAUUUCCAUUAUCCUAUACCCGUCCAAAGGUGCCUCACCAAGACCUUCUACAAAAGAAAUGCUGCUAUGAUAACGGUCAGAGCAAAGCCAUUUGGCCAAAAGUGUAGCAGUUGCUCUGCCAAAGCCUGUCUCAAUCUUGGGGAAAGGAAGAAACACUGGCUUUUUUUUGACAUAGAAAAGCUACAAAACUUAGGAAACUAGGUGAAGAAAGUAAAAAAGCAAUGAAGCCUUCUAGUCACACUCCCAUGGAACCCAAAACUCCAGAGCAAGCCUCUGUUUUCCCAUCAAAUUCAGACUCACCAUUAGAAGAUGACUCGAGCUACUGCAGCACAAACAGAGCAGAUCCAUUUGGAGGAGAUGGCGUUCCUGAUCCACUCUGCAAGCUGAACCUCAAGGAGACCUCGGACUUUGUCCGGGCAUUUCCAAGGGCAACAAAGAGCAGCAGUGAGAACAGAGGCCAUAUUGAAGCCUCAGCUCGAAGGAGUGAAGGAAAUGGCUCGUAUGAGCAAAAGAGGGAGUUUGAAUCUCCUUCCACUCCUGGGAGACCGGUCUUCGGCUUCAGCGGUGGAAGAAAGAGCAUUCCUUCCAAGUGGGAUGAGGCGGAGAAGUGGUUGAUCAGUACCUCUUCCUGCCAUCAGUCCCUGGCCCACGCGACGAAACCAUCAGAUCCAUCAAAGUUUUCAGGUCAAUUUGAUGGUUUCCAUCAGAAAGGUGAUGCCUUUGGAGGGAAAGCGUGGCUUCAUGAGGAGGUCCCAACCCCACCAGUCGCAAGCUUUGAUGGGCUUCUGGAGCAAAGCUUACGUUUCCAUGGAGUCCUACCAGAAGCAGUUAUGAAAGAUAAGUUUACCAAUAAUUUAGAGCCAAUAUUCCCAAUUUUUCGAUGCUCUGGGCCAACUAAAGAAGGCUUUCUGUUCAAAAGUCCAUUCUCUGUGCCCAUUAAAGAUGGAAAGAGUGAUAUGGCUACAGGCGUUCGCCACAGAGAUGUUGGGACUGAGAUGACCCCAACAGGCAGCUUGGCUACUUCAAGAUGUCAUACUCCUUUCAAAAGAUCUUCUCCAGCGAGACACAACACUCCGGCUGACAGAUCUGGCCUUUUGGUGUCUCCUAGCACCGGCAUAGAUAUUUCUAAGCUUAAGGACUGUCACUUUGCUAAGCUAGAGUUCGGUGCUCAUUUUAAUUCUGCAAUUUGGAGCUCAAGGGAAGAGGAGGAAGAUGAGAUAUCGAAAAGUUUGAGACAUGACGAGGUUGGUGGUGGAAGAAAGAGUUUUGCUGAAUCGAAAACCUUGGCAUGGGAAGAUGACGAGAGGGCCAAAAUCUGUAUCAGAUAUCAAAGAGAAGAAGCAAAGAUCCAAGCAUGGAUAAACCUUGAGAGUGCUAAAGCAGAAGCCCAGUCCAGAAAGCUGGAGGUCAAAAUACAGAAGAUGAGAUCUGAUUUAGAAGAGAAGCUGAUGAAAAGAAUGACAAUGGUUCAAAGAAGGGCCGAGAAGUGGAGAGCAGCAGCACAACAACAUCAUUCACAGCAGCUACUAAGAGCAUGUGAACAAGCACAGGGAAUGAAAAGCCAAUUCAACUCUUAUUUGUCUAACCAUACACCCUGUGGAUGUUUUCCUUGUAACAACUUAUAAAGCAAAAAAAAAAA
This is a messenger RNA of Elaeis guineensis (African oil palm), 1742 nucleotides long. The record is from RefSeq and is a predicted model, not a curated record. NCBI's taxonomy places the organism in Eukaryota, Viridiplantae, Streptophyta, Magnoliopsida, Arecales, Arecaceae.